AUGCUUGCUGGGAGAUACCGACUUCACUGGUUUGCUGUCAAUCAGUGGAUUCACCUCCUCCAGCGGCUAUUUGGAAACCAUGAGGAAGUGCCACAGCGCUCCAGCUUGCUCGCUUUACUCGCGUCGCUUACGGCAAAGCUGAAAAAUUAUACCUUUAGAGGCGAGGCUAAUGCCGAGGAUGAUUUAUUUGCGGUCUUUGGGUCGGAAAGUCCAGAAAUUUCGCAGAUGAUCGGUUGUGUUGUGGAGUUUCGUCGGAACGUAAUACACGCUGACUGGAACUUCAGAAAUGGUCCAGAAUGGAUCAAUUUGGAUCCCUUGGUUAUCUCGCACAUUUCUCUCCGCCUAUUCCAAUUGCUCGACAAAACGCUGUGUAACGAAGCAACAAAACCAGCGAUGACCUACGACUACACCUCGCUGCAGAGGCAUUAUGGGACGGGGCUAUUCAGAUGCAUAUUUCCUCAGUGCAAUUUCAACCGGCAUGGCUUUGCCACGGGCGAAUCCCGCGACAGGCACAUCGAUCAACACACGCAACCUUGGAGUUGCCCUCGGCCGUCUUGUGAAUUUGCCCCCGGGUUUGCAACAAAGCAGGCCUUAAGCCAUCACUCAUUGAAAUGGCACGGUAACCCUGUUUCUAAUAGUUCAUCGAGUCUAUCUGCAGAUCAGCUCUCUGAGACUGAUGUCGAUGGCCUGGCCGCUGAGCUAAUCAGAGCUGGUGACGUCGAGGGAUUAAAAACACUACUGCAACACCUGAAACAAGGCCAUCGGAUCAGCUCUGCAGUCUUAGUUGUCGCCGCGAGGAUGGGUUCUUUGCCGAUGGUCACAAUACUGACCCAGUUCUCCGACUCAUAUAGAAGAGGUUUGGGUUUCGAGAAUCAUUUAUACGAGGCUGUCCUGGGGAGUGAAAAUGUAGACCUCUUCCGAUGGCUUCUGAAUGGAGUAGGCAAGCAAACAGAUGUUCAAUACUAUUGGACUUUGGCAGCGCUUGUCACAGAAACCAAAUCACCCGAUAUUUACGCUGAGUGGGAGGACUUCAUCAUAAGUCCGAUGCGAGUUCUCGGAACCUUCACACCCGGUACUGGUGCUUUCCAAAUUUACAGCCAUAGACGGCUUCAAAGAAAGCCCUGUAAGCUGAUUCCACAGCACAACAAGCGCUCGGUAAUCUUUUCCCAGGCGGCUCUUCAAGCCGCAGGGAAGAAUGCCAUGUUUGAGGCCCGCCUCAUUCACACCUGGCAUCGCCUAAUCGACAGCCUUGGCGGCAAGCCUCUCGAUCCGCAGUUCCUGGGUUGGUCGUUGACAGACCUAGCCCGUUGUUCCAAACCAUCCAUAACCUUAGCGGCCGAGUUGUUAAGGUUAGGAGCUCCUGUUAACUUUCCUCGGGAAGUUGAAAUCACUAUUCCUAACUCAGACCCCCAAUUCGACAACAAAGCUGGGCCAAGUAAAUCACAACACCAGGACGUACACAUCGGUCGGAAACAGCACAAGGGAAUAACGGCUCUCCAUUAUGCAUCACGGGGAACCUCAGAGCAGGCGGCGCAGCUUGUGCGGCUUUUGCUUCAAAAUGGAGCCAAUCCAAGCUACGGUUUCGGUGGCGUGAAGCCGGAACAAGAACCCGGGUCGAGGCUGAUCAAGAAAUGGUUGGGCGAAACGUGGGAAGAGCUCGUGAUGAGGACAUCGGAUGUAAAAGUCGGGAAUAAUGACGAGACUGGCGUGAAACAGAGAGGCCAAGAAAAUCGAGAAAGUGUGGAGGAAUCAUCCAAGGUGGAAAAUGGUAGUUGCCCAGGUAAAAGGCGGCAAGAGUAUGCGAGGGAAAGUGAAGAUGCGGAUGGUGUAGUCUUGCAGCUCAAAAGACCGAGGAAAACGCCAACCGAAGCCGACUAA
Messenger RNA from Colletotrichum orchidophilum, 1878 nucleotides. RefSeq lists its product as uncharacterized. Bases 1 to 1878 code for a protein of 625 amino acids. Lineage: Eukaryota; Fungi; Ascomycota; Sordariomycetes; Glomerellales; Glomerellaceae. The transcript is spliced from 2 exons. The record is from RefSeq and is a predicted model, not a curated record. Gene Ontology annotation, molecular function: protein binding.